UAAGCGGCGGACUAAUCGGCACCUACCUGAAACAAACCAAGGGCUGCAUUCACGAAGGUUACCUAAAAACCCCCCUGGAGGACUUAUCCGAAACUUCAAGCGGCGACAAGUUCAAGGCGUACGUUUUACACGUUCACCCUGUAACAAAACAGACCCAUUUUACCUUACGUCCGACUCUCACGGCCGCAUCUAAACACAAGAACGGCCCCGUUUUAACUUGCCAGUUCGUGAAAAGGACGAAGAUGGGCAUCCUUCUGCGACUGGCCGACGGCGCCGUGGGCUUCGUCGCUCGGAAACGGCUCGACAUGCUAAGCCUCGACGACGUGCCGUCCAAGUGUCGCAUCUUGGACUAUCGACACUUGGAACAGCUCUACAUUUGUAGCUUCGAUACGGACGCACCCGACAAAACUGACGAAACUGACAAUUUAAAAAUCGGACAAACGGUUCGCGCCACCAUUUCCGGUAUAAACUCGAAAGGAAUCGCGCUAAAACUCGGAAAAGUCGGCGGGUUUAUACAAAAUGUACACCUCGCCGACGAGCCGUACGAUAACGAGGUUAAAGAAAGAUUCAAAGUUGGCGACGUUAUCUCCGCAAAAGUUUGGAAUAUCAACGAAGGCGGAGUGUACUUUACUUGUAAGGAGGCGUUGUUGGACAAGGAGGUCGGUCCGAUGUCGCUUGAAGACUUCGAAAUUAAUAAGCCGUACCCUGGCGUUGUAGUGAAUAAGAGUAAAAAGGGGAUUAUGGUGGUCUUCUUCGGCGAUGUGAGGGGGAUACUUUUUAAGGACUAUUUGAAUAGAAUAUUUGGGAAUCAGUGGCAGGAUGCGAUGUACGAAGGCGAAGUGGUACUUCCCGUCGUUGAAAAAAUGGAAAACGGCAUACUCCGCCUAAAAUUUAGCGUACCCGAAGUUCACUCGGUAGCUCGUCCGUUAAACGUGGGCGAAUACGUUGCGGCCCAAGUUACACAGAAUAUACCGCAAGGGCUUCAUAUAACCAUCCCAAGGAAAAAUCAAAAAGGAUUUAUACCUGUGGCGCAUCUGAGCUGCAGCUUGUCGUUGACGCCGCAGUUAUUGGACACGUACAACGUCGGCGAUGAUUUGGACGAUUUGAUGUGCGUGUCUGCCGAUGACAAGACGUUUUCCAUACGAGAAGGUCGACGAUUCAAGCUGAGAGGUGCGCAGGUGCCUUCGUCGAGCGAUGUACGAGUGGGAUCGUUGCUGAGGUGCUCCUACUUGAAAUCUUACAAUCAGCGAGUCUGCGUUUCCGCCCUGGUCGCACCCAAGCCGAUGGUUUUAAAUCUCUACAACAACGAGAUGGAUGUCGAGUCAAAUCGCAAAUUUGCCAGUCAGCAAGGAAUCACUGUCAGAGUAACACGCAUUAAUAACGAUAGGAAGCGGAUUAAAGUAUCGGCCCGUACUACUGAUGUUUACGAUUGGAGCUUGGAGGACGCGGUGUAUGAAUUAGAACAAUAUUUAAGUGAUAUACGCAGAAUACAAGAUCGUUCCUCGCACGUAACGAAAUGUUGCCUGGGACAGCAAGUGGAUUGCACAGUGAAGACGGUUGCAAAGGAUUACGCGACAGUAACUGUGGAGGGGGACGUUGAGGGGAUCGUUGUGAAACAUCACUGCUUGGCCAAGAUGGAAGUUGGUGCCGAAGUCCGAGGACUGGUGCUAUGGGUAGACGUUCAAAAAAAUCUGAUGAUCAUUUCACUGAAGAUGGACCAAUUAAAUUUCAAACAUGAUUCCAAGGCCCAUUUGAAUACCUCCACUGAAGCUUCCGUUCUGUAUUUUAACGACGACUUCGCAAUGGUAAUCACUAAAAGUAAUCACGCCGUCUUCAUUCCAAUGUUGAGCAACAAUAAAUUUUUGAUGGUUGGUCAAUACAAACCCAAUCAGAAAGUCAAUGUAAUCGUUAAACGUAUAGUCAACGGUAUGGCGGUGGGUAUCGAUGAAGCUAUUUUUAAGAGAUUUAGUUCUAAGCAAAAAGUGGCGCCAUCUGUGGAGAAGGUUAUAAAAAGCGAAGAUGAAGAGCCAGUGGAUGGCAAUGUUUCUAGUUUAGAGGAGGAGAGCAACAACGAUGAAAAGGAAAUUUCACCUGCAAAUGAAAAUUCCCAACGCAAGACGGUAGCCCCCACCUUGCCAGGCCUCGAUAACUUCUUCAGCGCGCCAAAAGUGGUCGAAUCGGAAAGCUCGUCAGACGAAGAGGUGCCGCGCGAAAGGAAGUCAAAGAAGAAGAAGAAGCUCACCGCGGCGGAGCGUACCGAAAUGAUACGUCAUAAUGAGGAGAAAAUUCGCGCCAAGGAAAUCGAAUUGGCCGACGCGUCCCUGGAGCCCGACAGCGAGGAGCGUUUCGAACGGCUCGUCGCCGGCAAUCCGAACAGCUCCGAAUUAUGGGCCAAGUAUAUCGCGUACUGUGUGUCGAAUGCAGAAAUCCAAAAAGCGCGAACUAUUGCGAGACAUGCGCUGAAACGGAUCGAUCUCAAUGAGACAGUCGAACGCUACAACGUGUGGAUUACGCUGUUAAAUUUGGAAAACAGCUACGGUGACAAAGAUUCCUUUAAUGCCGCGUUUGAGGAGGCGGCGAGGUGCAAUGACGACCUGCAAAUCUACCUGGACGUCAUCGACUUAUUUGCAAACUCAAAAAGAUACUCGGAAAUGAACGAAAAAAUCAAGAAGAUGAAAACGAAACAUAAGACCGAUCCGAAAAUGUGGACGGGCAUCGCGCGCGUCUAUUACAAGUGUGGCCACCUACAGGACGCACGAAACGUGCACAGUUCCGCACUCAAGACCGUCCACAGCAAAGCAGACCAUGUCGACCUUGUUGUUCAGUUUGCGGUGAUGGAAUUUAAGUACGGCGAAAAGCACCACGCCGAGGCGCUGUUCGAAACCGUAUUACAAGAGAAUCCCAAGCGGGUCGACGUGUGGAGCACGUACGUCGAUCAAAUGGUGAAGAAAGACAACAUAGAGGGCGCUAGGAGAGUAUUAGAACGGGCUGUUUGUAAUAGCAUACCUCCGAAAAAAAUGAAGAUCUUAUUUAAGAAGUUUAAGGAGUUGGAAUUGAAGUUCGGUAACGAGGAAAGUGUUCAACAUGUAAUUGAGUUAGCAAAGCAGUACUUAGGGAAUAAAUUGUAAUAAAGAUAUUAGUACUC
Molecule: messenger RNA, 3145 nt
Organism: Photinus pyralis (common eastern firefly)
Lineage: Eukaryota; Metazoa; Arthropoda; Insecta; Coleoptera; Lampyridae
Product: protein RRP5 homolog
Exons: 12
Coding region: 243-3128 (961 amino acids)
Biological process (GO): rRNA processing
Cellular component (GO): nucleus; nucleolus; small-subunit processome
Molecular function (GO): RNA binding; protein binding
Source: RefSeq, a predicted model, not a curated record